AACGGCCUUCUGUUUACAUCUCCGAUUAUCCAUUCAUCUGGGAUAUAAUCGCAUGGCUGUCUGUGGUCUGGAUUUCUAAUUGUACUUUUGAAGAAUUUAGGCUCCGGCUUCAACUACUUUUUUUUGUUUUUUUUUUUUUAAAACACGUCCCCCCUCCCCGAUUUGUUUGGUUAACUUUUACUCUUCUUCUGGCGGCUUGCUUCCCGGCUCGCGCUGCCAUGUUUUCCUAGCUGACGUUCCGGAGCGUGGCGGGGACUGGCAUGCUUUUGCGCCCGACCGUACCGGGACUCUGCGCUAUGCUGCAGACCAUUUACGAGACGGAAUCUUGCUUUUCCUCGGAUGCGAUGUCCGGCCGGGACAAGCCUCUGCAGAUGCUAUCUAGAAGCAGGAUACAUGCCCUUCCUCACGCCGCAGUGGAGGUAAAGACUUCCCUCCCGGUGGGGAUGCAGAGUCCCGCUGGCGGCGGGGACCAGGGCAGCGGCCCGGUGGACCUUCGCACGGAGCCCCGGCUGAGCCAUGCGCCCCCACCGCCCCCACCGCCGAUGGACCCCACACUGCGGGAGCAGCAGCUUCAGCAUGAGCUUCUCCUCCUCAAGCAGCAGCAGGAGCUGCAGAAGCAGCUGCUCUUCGCCGAGUUCCAGAAGCAGCACGAGGUCCUCACUCGGCAGCAUGAGGUGCAGCUCCAGGAGCACCUCAAGCAGCAGCAGGAGAUCUUGGCCGCCAAGCGGCAGCAGGAGUUGGAGCAGAAGCGGAAGCUGGAGCAGCAGAGACAUGAGGAGCUGGAGAAGCAGCGUCUGGAGCAGCAGCUGGUCAUGCUCAGGAACAAGGAGAAGGGCAAGGAGAGUGCCAUCGCCAGCACAGAGGUAAAACUGAAGCUGCAGGAGUUCUUGCGCAGUAAAAAAGACCCCACCCCCGGCGGGCUGAACCAUUCCUUCCCUUCGAAAUGCUGGGGGGCCCACCAUACAUCUCUGGACCAGAGCUCACCCCCCCAGAGCAAUACCCCUGGGACACCGCCCUCUUACAAGUUGCCCCCCCUGCUCGGGACCUACGAUGGCAAAGAUGACUUCCCGCUUCGCAAGACCGCUUCCGAGCCCAACUUGAAGGUACGCUCCCGGUUAAAACAGAAGGUGGCCGAGCGGCGCAGCAGCCCCCUCCUCAGGCGCAAGGACGGCACCGUCAUCAGCACCUUCAAGAAGAGGGCCAUCGAGAUCACAGUGUCCUCCAUGUGCAGCAGCGCCCCUGGCUCUGGGCCUAGUUCCCCCAACAGCUCCAACAGCGCCAUCGCCGAGAAUGGGUCCAGCGGCUCUGUGCCCAACAUCCACAACAAGCACCUACGCUCGCAGCACCAGACCAUGAGCGUGGAUGGAUCUGCCAGCCAGCUCAGCCUGUACACCUCCCCCUCGCUGCCCAAUAUCUCCCUGGGCCUCCCAGCCUCUGUGACGGCCACCAGCUCCAGCAUCGCUCCCCCACAGAAACUGUCCGCCCAGCAGGAGGCGGAGCGCCAGGCCAUCCAGACCAUGCGGCAGGGGGGCGCCCUGACAGGGGCCUUUGUCAGCGCCUCAUCCUUGCCCGCGUGCCUGCCACCCGGCGUGCCCCAUGACGCCGAGCCGGCAUCGGCCAACAGUCACGGCCACUCAUCCCUGCUGCAACACGUGCUGCUCCUGGAGCAGGCCCGCCAGCAGAGCGCGCUGCUUGCAGUGCCGAUCUACGGCCAGUCGCCCCUGGUGGCCGGUGAGCGGACGUCGUCCGGCAUGCGGACGGUGAACAAGCUGCCGCGGCACCGGCCACUGAGCCGCACGCAGUCAGCGCCGCUGCCCCAGAGUCCGCAGGCCCUGCAGCACCUGGUCAUGCAACAGCAGCACCAGCACUUCCUGGAGAAGCAGAAGCAGUACCAACAGCAGAUCCAGCUCAACAAGAUGCUCUCCAAAGGCACAGAGCUACCUCGUCAGCCCCCAAGCCACCCGGAAGAGACGGAGGAGGAGCUGACGGAGACGGCCGAGAUGCAGGAGGACCGGGUCGAGGGCCUGGAGCUGCUGAGGGAGGGCCAGGAACUGCCGCCCGAUAGGCCGGGCGAAGUCUCGUCUCUCUCAGAGCCAAUCACACUGAAGGAUGAGAACACUGAGAGCGACGUGGAGGAAGAUGAGGACGAGGACGAGCUGCGUGAGGAUGAUGAGCACGGCAUCCCCUACACCCAGUUUUCAGACCAGCAGCACCUACAGCAGCUCCACCUUUUCCAGGCGUCCUUGUCGAUCACCGGCAUGCCCCACAGGCCUUUGGGAAGGGCCCAGUCCUCCCCAGCCACAGCCAACCUUAAAGGCACCCCCAUGAGUGAACUUGCUGUGAAGCCUCUCUUCACUACAGGUGUGGUGUACGACACGUUCAUGCUGAAGCACCAGUGCAUGUGUGGGAACACGAACAUACACCCAGAGCAUGCCGGGAGGAUCCAGAGCGUGUGGUCACGGUUGCAAGAGACGGGCUUGCUCAAUCGCUGCGAGAGGAUCCGAGGAAGGAAAGCUACCCUAGAUGAGAUCCAGACGGUCCAUUCAGAACAUCACGCCCUGCUAUAUGGCACCAGCCCUCUCAACAGGCAGAAGCUGGACAGCAAAAAGCUCUUAGGUCCCAUCAGCCAGAAGAUGUACGCGGUGCUGCCUUGCGGAGGCAUCGGGGUGGACAGUGACACAGUGUGGAAUGAGAUGCACUCUUCCAGCGCAGUCCGCAUGGCGGUGGGCUGCGUCAUUGAACUGGCCUUCAAGGUAGCUGCUGGAGAGCUCAAGAACGGCUUUGCGGUGGUGCGUCCCCCCGGGCACCACGCAGAGGAGUCCACAGCUAUGGGCUUCUGCUUCUUCAACUCGGUGGCCAUCGCUGCCAAGCUGCUUCAGCAAAAGCUGAACGUGGGGAAGAUCCUCAUCGUGGACUGGGACAUCCAUCAUGGCAAUGGCAGCCAGCAGGCCUUCUACAGCGACCCCAAUGUGCUCUAUAUCUCCCUGCAUCGCUACGACGACGGCAACUUCUUCCCCGGCAGUGGAGCCCCUGAAGAGGUGGGCACCGGCCCGGGAGUGGGCUACAACGUGAACAUCGCGUGGACGGGUGGCGUGGACCCUCCCAUGGGGGAUGUGGAGUAUCUGUCCGCCUUCAGGACUGUGGUGAUGCCCAUCGCCAACGAGUUCUCCCCGGACGUGGUGCUGGUGUCAGCUGGAUUUGACGCCGUUGAGGGCCAUCAGUCCCCACUGGGGGGGUACUCAGUCACAGCCAAAUGUUUCGGUCACCUGACCAAACAGCUGAUGAAGUUGGCAGGCGGGCGUGUCGUCUUAGCGCUGGAGGGGGGUCACGACCUCACGGCUAUCUGCGAUGCCUCAGAGUCGUGUGUGUCCGCCUUGCUGGGGGAGGAGCUGGAUCCCCUGCCCCAGAGCGUGACGCAGCAGAAACCGUGUCCCAAAGCCGUCACCUCACUGGAAAAGGUCAUUGAGAUUCAGAGCAAGCACUGGAGCUCAGUGCAGCGCUUCAGCUCUGCAGCUGCCCUGUCGCUGCUGGAGGCCCAGCGCAGGGAGAAGGAGGAGGCCGACACAGUCUCGGCCAUGGCCUCGCUCACCGUGGACGCCGAGCAGGGCGUGAUCCAGGACUCCAGCAGGUCCAUGGAGGAGCCAAUGGAGGAAGAGCCUGUGCUGUAGGGGGCGCUGACACCCGUCGCGAACCGCGGAACCCAUCACUUUCCACCCCCUGCUCCUCCCUCCCCCUCCCCAGAUACCACAGGCCUGUUGUUCUGUCAGGGCCCCUCGGGGCCCCUCGGGGCCCCUCCCACCACACCUGAUGCCGUCGGAGGGCUUGUCCGACAUGACGACUCGGGCGGAUAGACGGAUGGGGCGUCCCCCCCACAAAACAGGCUGGUGUUUUUUUUAACAGGGUGGGGGCGGCGUGGGGCUUCGGAGGACUGGACAGCGCAGAAGGCGGUUUGACGUUUUUAACGCACUUUUCUCCUCCCCAAGCUGGCAGUAGGGUAUGAAGUAAGGAGACAGUAGCACAAACUAAUGUACACUGACAUGCGUCCGGGGGGGAACGGCACAGUGAUCUUGGGAGUGCACCAGCCUUCGGGUCGCUUUCUUUCUCGUGAGUGUGCGUAACUUUUAUCUCUUUUUAUUUUGUCAGUGUACUUGUCUAUUUGUUCAGUACUGUGCAAAAGAGCACAAAUAUAUUGUACGUAUAACAUGAAACGGCAUAUAUACUAGUAACUACACACACAUGCACACACACACUGUAUAUUUCUAUCCAUUUUGUCUACUCCGUGUGUUGGGUCAGGACAGGGUUUGUCUGUGUUUUUGUAUUUUCCAAAAGCACUGCGAAAAGGAUAAAAAAGAUCACUCUUCCCUGUAGCAGCCGAAUGUUUCCCCGGACAGAGCCCGGUUCUCAUGCCGUUUGCCCGGAAAACAUAUUUAUUUCCUCACUUGUGGACGUUCAAUAGGGUUAUGACACAUUCAGCUGUUUUUUUUUUUUUAAUAUAAUUUCUUUCCGUCCAACUAACACGCUCUCGCACAUUCACUGGCACCGGACCUGCUGGUAGCUCCCUCCAGGGCAGCUACGAAGUGUUAGCGAGGGACGCUCAGGCUCGUUAUAAGCGCUGGCCUUCCUCGGUCCUCGCGCAGUCUGAGGAGGUAUUUGUGGCUGCCAAAGCAAAGUGAGCGUUGAAAUGCAAGAGGAAUUUGGUGCCUUUUCUUAAACAACAACAACAACAAUAAUAACAAUAAAAUGGAACAAAAAAAAUCCACACACUUGUUACUCUCAUUUUUAUUGAAAUGCCUUAACUUCCUGAAGAAAAAGCGCCAAUUCAGCAGAUGUUGCAGCCAGGAUAGCUAGGAUUUUCUCUCUUUCUCUCUCCUUGUUCAUGAUUUUCUUUAUAUCUAUCCCCCCUUCCCUAUCUUUUACUGUGAUUGGUUGAGGACCUGGGAUCAUGUGCUACAUGAGGUCAAAGGGCACCUCCUGGUCCCUGGCCCCACCCUGUCUGCUUCCUCAUUAUUUAUUUAUACUGCCUACUUGGUGGCAGUUUGUGAGGAAAUAUGUAAAAUAACGACCAACUCUUUUAAUGUCUAUUUUGUAAAUAGUGUUCACGUUACACAUUUGUUACCUGAAGCGGUUGUUUUGUUUUUUUCAUUGGUUAGGGAAGAAAGAAAACGGUCACUGUUAUCGUAGUGUAACAGACAGUAUCGAUCCAACCAUCAGGACUUAUUAUGAAGUAUGAAAGUAUUAUGUAAUAAGUACAGUGUAUUUUGUUUUAUGGUUCUGUACAUUUUUUAAGAAAUUCCGCCAUUUCUAGCUCACUCAUUGCGACCUUUGUCAAAACUCUGUUCUGUAAAGAGAGGUAAUCACAGGCACACCUACACUACAUCAUUUUACACCCCCUCAUGAAAAAGGGAAUUGAAUGGAUGUAUACAACUUGUCAAAUAAAGAAAUGACUCUGCAUGCCAAAACACCCGUGGAAGACGUGGCGCGUCUGUGUCGGGCCCCGCCAGCGAGCGCGGACAGCUGACGCAGUGCCAAAGCGCAGUGCCAAAGCGCAGUGCCAGCUGAGCCGCCGUCUGACACCAACCGGAAAUGCACCAACCCAAACGAGGCGUCGGAGCCCCCGUGGGCACGGCGCCCAUGCCUCCCCCCGGCCCUGCCAGCCUGGGACUCCCGUGUGCCUCAUCGCGUUGGUCCUCGACGGGCAACUUUUUCAAAGCUUUCCGCCAUCGGAGGAGGCAGGACUGGCAAACAUCCGAACUCAGACCCGCUGACGCAGCAGUCGCCACAUCUGUCUGUAAGUUAUAUUUGGAUCGUCUGACAUCCUGUUCCCUCGCUCGUCUUCUCACAGUCGUCUCGACAGACGAUCUCCACACGGUUGUUGUUAAAUGAGGACUGAUGUUCCCCCAGCCCCUUUUUUAAGUAAAGAAUGUGAUGAGUUGGAUGGGUGUGUCUUUCGGAUGUGCAGUUAGAGAUGACUAAAGACCUCUUUGCUGAAGCAAGUUCCCUUUUUGUAAGAGUCUGUUGCAGCUGGAUACAGCAACACAAUCAAUAAAAAUAAUUCAUGCUCCGACAACGGAGGCGCGACUAUUUAGAGGAAUGUAAACUGUCAUAUUAAAUGAGAAGUAGGAGCAGUGACAAAGAUGGACUCCGUCAUUUUGACCGUGUACUGGAAGAUAUACUUGUAUAAUAUGAAUAAUUCACCAUUGAAAAUAGCUUUAUUGUUGUGCCCAUGCUAUUUUGCUAUUUAGUAAAUAUGUAUAUUUAUUGAUAUUUCAUAUGUUGUGUAUACUGGUAUUAGUGAUCUAUGAUUGUUGAGACUUAAAGAGUAAUUGUAUAUUUUUUGACUUUGGAAAGAGAGGGUCUGUUUUUGCACGUCGUCCCCUUCCACUGCUUGGGUGUUCAGUCUCCAUGCACUGUGGUUGCAUUUUGAAUAUGUGACCAUCUUUUACCAUAUAUUUUCAGUAUAUAAAAUCUUUGGUUAUAUUAAAACACAGCCAUUCAAAAUGAUCAAAGCACAUUCCUCGAUGUCUGUUCAUUCAAAUGCUUUCUUGUAGAAUGUGUAGAAUAUAUAUAGAUAUAUGCUAUAUAUACAUAUAUAUUUACACAUACACAUAUGUACUGAAUUGCACAGUUGAGUAAUCUAUUACUGUGAAUAUCCUUACUGAAAAAUCCUUGUUCCCUUUUCUUUAUUUCAUGUGAUUUUUAUGAUUGCAUUGUGUGCAGUGUUCCUCUGGUGAAAUGGUGCAAAACCAGUUCGGAUCUUAAAGGGAACGUUCUUGUUAUUUAAAUAAUUUUAGGGUGUACACUCAAAACCUUUUUGUAAAUGAUUCUCAUUGUAGUCACUUUCCUGAUUUUUUUUUUCUUUUUCUUCAAGGCAAUGGUCCUCUAGUUUCUUCUGAAACUCAACACAUGUAUUCAGUUACAAUACACACAGAGGGGGUAGAAGCUUUCACGAUGAGAGUUCUCCAGGUUUCAGAGGUUUGGAUGAUUUGAAUGGAGCUGUCCAUGAAAUUGUUGAUGCAUUAAUGUCCUACAAAGACCUGCUCUUGUUGCUGCAAUACAAUGUAUGGUGACUAGGUAGCUUGGCAACUUUGGGGGGGGGGGUGGAUGAGCCGUUGCUUGUAGGUUUUUCAGGGAAACAGACCAUACAACUUCUGCAAACUGACGCUGCUUCAAAUCCAGCUAAUGCGAGGGACUUCUGGCGAUUUAUAGCAAUAUAGUUUAAUAGUUCUUGUUUUGGGUUUUUUUUUUCUCGAACUCAUUUACAGGAUUUACACCUUUCAGAACUCAGCCAUGGUCUUACAAAGGGGUCAUUAAUCGAGACUUACGACUCCAUCGCCAUCCCACACGCUCGGUGUUGUAGUUGCAUAAGCCAGUGUUUCCAAACCCGGUCCUCGCAGAGCCCCAGACGGUCCACAUUUUUGCUCCCUAUCAGGGAAAGAAAACAUGGCCGUAGGUCUUCAAUAAUGACCCCUUUGCAAGACGUAUCAGGCAGCAAAAAUAUGGGCUGUCUGGGGGUCCCUAGGAGCCGGUUCGACAAUCACUGGUUAAACCUUUGCUUUUACCUCAUGUUCUUAGGCUGGAAAAAAAGUUUUCCAUUGGCGUGGCAGGAAGCGUGUAGCUGGUUUCCUUUGUGGAUUUUGUACUGCGUUCUGAUGCUAGCUGUCAUGGCUUUGAGAGACCUGCCUCAUUUUCAUGUCAAAAAGGCGAGUUAAGAGACGAAUGCGCCGAGUGGCAGUCCUUGGUUUUACCCGACGACGGAGAGCGGUCACGACAUGUCUCAUGUCGUCGGAACAGCUUGGGGACGCGUAACCUGUCCCGACAGCUUCCGCCUGCUGCCCUCUUCCUCGCAGCCCGUCUCAUGGAAAUAAGGUGAUGGGUAAAAAUGAAACAGCGACUGACAAAUGAUUCGUAAUGAUGAAUCAGUCCAUCUCUACAUUUUUCUUUUUUUUACAAUACUACUUGAGGAAAAACGCUACCUUAAAUCAGAAGGAUGUUAAAUGCUAAAUGAAAAUGUUGAAUUAUGUCACGAUGAUAUGUUGAGUGAACUGUACUUCUAAGGGCAGAGUCUCUGAAAGCUUUAAUGAGUGUGGAGUCUUGUGUGUGUCACCAUCCCUCGUGCACAAGGGGUCGCACGUUUCUUCGGCUAUAAUAGGCAUUCUUUUAGCUUAUAGCCUCAAAGCGAAUCGUGACCCGUGCGACGGACACACCCACGACCCGAUGCUCUCCUUCACCGCAGACGCAACAGCUUUUUUUUAAUUCCUCUGUUCUGAUGUGCCUAGGGCAAGCAAUACAGCACUCGAGAUCUGCCCGCUUUCAAAUACGACAAUGGCAGGGGUUAUUGUACAGAAAUAGUGUUACAUUAUGCAUUAAUACACUAGCAGUAAUAAGGAUAUGUUGCAUUUCGCACUUUCUCCUAGCCUCUCCCAACCCUGCUUACUAGUACAUCCCCCUUUCUAGCUUUCAGCCAUAUCGAGGCGAUACGAACUCCGUGCGGGGGUGUUUGACAUGCUGAGAGGUCGCCCCCUCCCCUGUUCUCGCUGUAGAGUUCACCUGAGUCUGUACAGACUUACAGACUAUUUGUGAUCUUGUGGUGGAGUGACCAGCCUUUUCUAUAUCGCAGCGUUGAUGGUCUCUCUUGUUACCUCUGGCUGCAGCAGGUUUGGACUUUUCCCCACAUUGAGGUUAAACAUCGUCGCCCCCCCCCCCCCCCCCCCCAUGUAAUAUAAACUGAGAUGGCACUUUCAAAGCCAGUUUCACAAUAAGGGCAACAGGGCACACUUCUGUCCUCUUGCUUCAUUUUUCUUUCAAACAAGGAUAAAUCAGAACAGCUGAGAUGUUUCAUUCGGGUUUUGUGUUGCUUGGAACUGAUCGACUUUUGUAUAAGAACACAUUUGGUGGAUAUAGCAAGCUGUUGAGUGCUCUGUUAUGUUCAAGUGUGUCCUUUACAGUGGAUUUAUGACCUGUAAUGUGUUGUACAAAAUGUUCAUUUUUGUCAUUUUCUUUGCUUUUUUUUUUAUUUAUUCUGUUUGAAAGAAACCAAUGUGAGAUUCUCCUUGAGAAAAAGAAAUCUUGUAACUUUUACCAGUCUUGGUUCUAUCUCUUCAGCGUUUCAGAGUAUUUUUUAUCAUGUUAUAACAUUUGUCUUUGUGUAAAUAAAUGACAUUGUUUCUGCUGAGACAA
Brienomyrus brachyistius is the source of this 9177-nucleotide messenger RNA. It is a transcript of the gene hdac5, whose product is annotated as histone deacetylase 5. Gene Ontology annotation, cellular component: histone deacetylase complex. The record is from RefSeq and is a predicted model, not a curated record. Gene Ontology annotation, molecular function: histone deacetylase activity. Gene Ontology annotation, biological process: chromatin organization; negative regulation of transcription by RNA polymerase II. Lineage: Eukaryota; Metazoa; Chordata; Actinopteri; Osteoglossiformes; Mormyridae.